Molecule: messenger RNA, 6322 nt
Organism: Callithrix jacchus (white-tufted-ear marmoset)
Lineage: Eukaryota; Metazoa; Chordata; Mammalia; Primates; Cebidae
Gene: TXNDC11
Product: thioredoxin domain containing 11
Source: RefSeq, a predicted model, not a curated record
UCGCGCCGACUCCAUGAGCGGUGGGCGGAGCAGCGUGCGCUGGGGUGUUCCCUGGGGCUGCCCCUCGGCGGCGGCGCGGCUGACGUGGAGCGUCCGGGUUAGCGGGCGCGGCGAAGCUGCGGGAUUGGGGAGCGACUGGCCGGGCCGGGCCUUCGGGCCCGAGGCGGCGGCGGCGGCGGCGGUAUAAAGCCAGGGACUGGGAGCAUGUAAUGUCGGAAUGCCGAGGCCGCGGCGGCGGCAGCAGCAGCAGCGAGGACGCCGAGGACGAGGGUGGGGGCGGCGGCGGCCCCGCGGGCUCCGACUGCCUCAGCCCGAGCCCGGCCCCGGCCACAGCGUCCUCGGCUGGCCGGCUCCGUCACGGGCUGCGCGGCGUCUCCCUCAUGGCGUGCCGGCGGCCAGAGCUGCUCUGCGGGGCCGUGGCGCUCGGCUGCGCGCUCCUCCUCGCGCUCAAGUUCACCUGCAGUCGAGCAAAAGAUGUGAUAAUACCAGCAAAACCACCUGUCAGCUUUUUCUCCCCGAGGUCUCCAGUCCUUGACCUCUUCCAGGGGCAGCUGGACUAUGCAGAGCAUGUUCGCCGGGAUUCAGAGGUGGUACUGCUGUUCUUCUAUGCCCCCUGGUGUGGGCAGUCCAUCGCCACCAGGGCAGAAAUUGAGCAAGCAGCAAGUCGGCUUUCAGACCAGGUGUUGUUUGUGGCAAUUAACUGUUGGUGGAACCAGGGGAAAUGCAGAAAACAGAAACACUUCUUUUAUUUUCCUGUAAUAUAUCUGUAUCAUCGGAGUUUUGGACCAAUCGAAUACAAAGGCCCCAUGAGUGCUGUUUACAUUGAGAAGUUUGUCCGCCGGGUGAUGAAACCACUUCUCUACAUCCCAUCUCAAUCAGAGUUACUAGAUUUUCUCUCAAACUACGAGCCUGGAGUACUCGGGUACUUUGAGUUCAGUGGCUCACCCCAACCUCCUGGUUAUUUGACCUUCUUCACCUCAGCAUUACAUUCAUUAAAGAAAGAUUACCUAGGAACAGUACGAUUUGGGGUUAUCACAAAUAAACAUCUUGCGAAACUGGUAUCCUUAGUACACUCUGGAAGUGUGUAUUUACAUAGACAUUUCAACACAUCACUUGUCUUCCCCAGGGAGGUCCUGAACUACACAGCCGAGAACAUCUGUAAGUGGGCCUUAGAAAACCGGGAGACACUCUUUCGGUGGCUACGGCCACACGGAGGCAAGAGUCUCCUGCUGAAUAAUGAGCUGAAGAAAGGACCGGCGCUGUUUCUAUUCAUACCUUUUAAUCCCCUGGCCGAAAGUCAUCCUUUAAUAGACGAGAUCACCGAAGUGGCCUUGGAGUACAACAACUGUCAUGGGGACCAGGUGGUGGAGCGUAUUCUUCAGCAUCUGCGGCGGGUGGAUGCUCCAAUGUUGGAGUCCCUAGCCCUGGAACCGCCAGCUCAGCUGCCAGACCCACCGCUGAUCACAGCAUCCCCCUGCUGCAACACUGUGGUGCUGCCCCAAUGGCAUUCCUUCUCCAGGACCCACAACGUCUGUGAACUCUGUGUCAACCAGACCGCUGUGGGUGUGAAGCCGAGCUCGGUCAGCAUGCCACAGUGCAGCUUUUUUGAAAUGGCAGCAGCUUUGGAUUCUUUCUACCUCAAGGAGCAGACCUUUUAUCAUGUGGCAUCAGACAGCAUAGAAUGCAGCAAUUUUUUAACCUCCUAUAGCCCCUUCAGCUACUACACUGCAUGUUGCAGGACCAUAAGCAGGGGUGUGGCAGGCUUCAUUGAUUCUGAACUUGAAGCCCUUACCAUUGCAUUUUCUUCCUUUGAGAAGAAAUGUGAGGUUGAUGCCCCAAGCUCCAUUCCUCACAUUGAGGAGAACAGGUAUCUCUUUCCAGAAGUAGACAUGACUAGCACAAACUUCACAGGCCUGAGCUGCAGAACCAACAAGACUCUCAACAUCUACCUUUUGGAUUCAAAUUUGUUUUGGUUAUAUGCGGAGAGACUGGGUGCUCCAAGCUCCACUCAGGUGAAAGAAUUUGCCACAAUUGUUGACAUGAAAGAAGAGUCUCACUACAUUUUGGAUCCAAAGCAAGCAUUGAUGAAGCUCACCCUAGAGUCUUUUAUUCAAAACUUCAGCGUUCUGUACAGUCCCUUGAAAAGGCAUCUCAUUGGAAGUGAUUCUGCCCAGUUCCCGUCUCAGCAUUUAAUCACUGAAGUGACAACUGAUACCUUUUGGGAAGUAGUCCUUCAAAAACAGGACGUUCUCCUUCUCUAUUAUGCUCCAUGGUGCGGCUUCUGUCCAUCUCUCAAUCACGUCUUCAUCCAGCUAGCUCGUAACCUGCCCAUGGACACAUUCACUGUAGCAAGGAUUGAUGUGUCUCAGAAUGACCUUCCUUGGGAAUUUAUGGUUGAUCGUCUUCCUACUGUCUUGUUUUUUCCCUGCAACAGGGAUAACACCUGCCUGGUCUAUGCCUCCCGCCACCCUCUCUCCUGCACCUCUGGCCCACAGGGCCUGCUGAGGCGCCUGCCCUCCCCUGGGGCUUCUGGACAGGAAGGUAAGUCAGUAUCAGUUCAGAAGGGGAAGUGUGUGUGUUUAGGGGUGGGGGUAGUUCACGGAAAGGAAGUACAAAAUCAAACAAUGGCACCAUGACCUGGGGUAGUAGGAGCAAAGCCAGGUGGGCAGGCCAGGUCAAAGGGCCCCAGUUCAACCAGGACUAAUGAGGAAACUGAGGCACUGGCAGCCCCAGCUCAAAGGGAUUCUCUAAGAGGAGUGGUGACCUCAAAACCCUGUCUGCUGCCCUCACCUCAGGCCAGGAGACAUGGGCAGAACCAGGUGGGGCAGAGCCCAGGGACUGAGCCACAGUCAUGCCUGGCCUGUGGUCUGGCCCUCCCAAGUGCAUAUCUGUUCCUUUGUUCACUUAGCAAAUGUUUCCUGAGAAACCAUCUUUGCAAAAAUGUGAUAGCAUAAUCCCCACUCAGAACCCUUCCUGGCACCAGAAGAGAAUCCAACCCUCCUGCCUCCCCAGGUGUCCCCACGCCCUCUGCUGCGAGCCCACACUCCCACCUCUGCCCUGACUGCCCCGUGGCUGGAGCCUUCCUAUUGGGGACUUUCUCAGAAGGCGCCUCUUAUAGGCUGCCCUUCCAGACCACCCUGGCCCCAGACCCUUCCCUCCCACGUCCCCACUGCAGCCUUGCCCUGCUUCAUUUGUCCUCCGCGCUACCUGCCCUUCUCUAGGCUCAGGGGAUGUCCCCUGGCUGUGUCUAACUCCCCGAACUGGACUCCAAGGCUGUCAGAAGAGGGCACCAUCUGUCCCGCCUAUGGCUGUACCCUGCCCUAGCACGGGCACACAGUAGGUGCUCACACUCAGUAAAUGUCAGCUAAGUGUUCCCAGCCUGAGGAUGCAGUAAGUUAGAGGAGACCCUGUUCCCAAGGGGAUUACAGGUGGGGGUCUGUGACACCCAGAGCACUCACAGGCCCCUGAGCACAGGCCCCCGAGCACAGGCCAUGUUUUGUCCCACGAGACUCAAGCCGGCAGCCUGCGUGGGAGGACAGGCCUACGCCCAAGUGCGGGGGCAGAGCGGUGAAUGCCAGGAUUCAGGCAGGCUGAGCCCAUGGAGGGGCAAGCUGGCUCCAUGCUUGCUGGCAGGCAGGGAGGGAAGGGGGUGACCGAGAAGCAGAACCCGGGGAAACUCAGAGCAUGGAGGGCAGCAGGUCCCCACGAGCCCCUGUGCCUGGCUGGACCCCACCCGCCUGCUCUCUCUUUCCAGCCCCUCUGACCAAAGCUGUGUCUUGCAAGCUGGGUAACCCCUCACCCUGAUCCAGUCAAGCCCACAGGAUGCAGGGGACAGGGACAGGCCACAGCUUGGGCUGGGGAGAUGCCCAGGCUGGCACAUGGGAAUCCUUGCCGGCCUGACAGCCAUCAGGACAGCAGCUCACAUUCACUCCCACCAGCGUUGAAUCCAGCAAGCCUGCAGCCGCCUCUGCUCACCCAAGCCAUCUCCAUCUGGCAGGUGAGGAAACUGAGGCACAUGCAGGGAGGUAAAGUGAAAAGCUAGAAGGCAGGAUGGGAGCGCAGAGGGGAGCCCGGCAGCACUCAGGGAGGUGUCUUCUAAGUGCAGAGGGACCCAAAGCGUAGCCUGGGCAGGUUGGAGUAUCCCCUCUGCCUGGCAUUUGAAGCCCCAGGCCAUGUGGAUCCCCCAAACAUACACCCUCCUGCUCCAUGUGCCCUCAGUCCUGCCAUCCUCUGCCAAGGGGGUCCUGACUCUCGGAUCACACCCACCCACCAUAAAAGCAAGCUCCAAGGCCCAGGCUCUCCAGUCUGUACAAUCCCCCCACCCCAGCACCCUCAACCCCAGCAGGGGUCAGCGGCAGCACAGAACACAUUGUGUCUCCAGGCAGAGCCCACACUCAUCCCACAGAAUCACAACAGCAAGACAAGCCUGAGCCACGAAAGGUAAUCGGGGCCCACACCACCCUGGGCCACUCCCCCAGCCACCCAAGCUUGCAGAUGUUACUGACAUGGUCCUGCCUAGGCCCACAGAGAUCAGUAACUGGGCCCCCAGGAGCAUGGGGGCAGAACCAGGGAUGAACACCACCCAGUCAGAGCCAUUCAAAUGGACAGUCCCUGGCCCAGCUACCAGUGAGGGGAGGGAAGGAGAGGGGAGCAGAGAGGAUCGGAGGGCAGCAGAGGGGAGGGGUCACCUCUGGUCCUGUUUUCCCUCCCAGGGCCCCAGCUUGUCUUCUAGGUCCUCCCCAGUAUUGGAGGGGAGGGGUCUACUUAUCCCUGCCCCCUCAUGGGAUCCCCAAACAGCCUGAUCCUGCUCGACAGGCCACUCCAGGUGCUCCAGGCCCUGGGGGGCCCACAGCCCACAGCCCAAAGCAGAGCAGGCUGGAGUGUCCUCCAUCCUCCCAGCCUGGGACUCGCCUUUGUGCCCUGCUUCUGCCCAGCCAAACAACCUGCUCCUCUUGGCCUCAGUUUCUCAAUGUGCAAAGUGGGUAUGAGUCCCUGACCUCAUCUACCAGAUUGUGGGGAGGAUGAGAAGUGGUAAGAAAAGUGAAAACAGAAGGGCCGCGGGGACACCAGAUUUGCAUGUCAUCAGCCAUACCUUUCUGUGUGCCGCAGAGGGAACACUGAGCCCGAGGGACCCCAAGCCCACCCCCAGGACCGGAAGGGCACAGAGCCUGGCCCAGGCCCAGUGCCACAAAUACCCUUUCUCCAGGGACAUGCUGCCUCCUCCUAACUCAGCUGGGAACAUCACGAGUGCUACCGGGCUCACCACCAGCAAAACACCCCCGCCUGGCAGCCGUCACCUCCUGAGGCUCCUCGAGGGACGCCAGGAGGGCUGCCCUGCUUACAGGGGCCAGCCAUCCCCACGGGGCUUCCAGCACUGGCCCCAUAAAGCCACCUGCCAAGGGUGCCAAAAAACUUCAGUGAACCCCAGUUCACAAACCAGAAACAUUUCCUGCCCCAGGUUCUGACUGGGAAAACAGGGAUGUAGGGAGAAGAGGGCACUGCUGGACAUAGGAUGAGGCGGGACAUCCGCUCUGCCCUGGGCCAGAGCACCAGUGGGACACAGGAUUCAUCACACAAGGCCCCAGACCUCCAGAAGCCAGGAGCAAGAGCAGCCGGAUGCCAGUGGAAGCCAACAUUGAUGGGGCUGUGCCCAGCUCUCUGGCCAGUGUCAUCUCAACCUCCACCCCCACCCAUGACACCUCCUUCCUCAGAAGAGGAAACUCGCUCCAGAACCCCCUAGCUUCCCCGGUGGCAAAAGAGGAAGCCAGAGCCUGCAGAGCGCUGAUAUGGGACUGCCCCAAGGUCAGUCGGGGUCUUCCUGGGCCAGGAGGCUCAUGCCCCCACUCUGUGAAUCACCCACUGGUCAUUUUCACAAGCCGCCCCAGGGUUGGUCUGUUUGGCCAAACAACUAUGCUGGUAGAUGCCCCAGAAAGUUGGUGGCAAUUAGAUGUGCCAGACACUGAGCUAAACAGUUCAUGCAGACAUCUCCUAUCUGCCUCAAUUACCGUUCCCUCUCGGCAGAUACAGAAAUCAGUGGUUCAGAGAAGUUAAGUCCACUGCCCAAGGUCACACAGCUCGAAAGCAGACACGCAGAUUCAAACGCAGGCAACCUGCAACCCAAAUCCCGAAUUUCGACCCUGACUCUAAAAUGCCACAUUCGGCCGGGCAUGUGGCUCACGCCUGUAAUCCAAGCACUUUGGAGGCGAAGGCAGGCGGAUGACCUAAGGUCAGGAGUUCAAGACCAGCCUGACUAACAUGGUCAAACCCCGUAUUUUAAAAUAAAUAAAUAAAAUGCCACAUUCUGCUCACCUCCUCUCCCAAG